Messenger RNA from Trichoderma breve, 729 nucleotides. RefSeq names its product short chain dehydrogenase domain-containing protein. Lineage: Eukaryota; Fungi; Ascomycota; Sordariomycetes; Hypocreales; Hypocreaceae. Bases 1 to 729 code for a protein of 242 amino acids. The transcript has 3 exons. The record is from RefSeq and is a predicted model, not a curated record.
AUGGCUCAAGAAGUGACUCUGAUUCUGGGCUACGGGCCCAGAGUUGGAACCGACGUUGCUGAAGCGUUUGCAGCACAAGGCUACAAAGUGGCGGUAGUCUCACGAUCGAAAAAAGAGGUGAAGCCGGAGUAUCUCCAGUUGCAGGCAGACUUUUCGGAUCCUUCCUCAAUUGAAGGAGUAUUCACCAAAGUCAUAAGCGAACUUGGCCACCCGAGCGUGGUAGUCUACAAUGCAUCUUCAUUUAGUCUGAAUCCUGCAAGCUCAUUGGAGCAACAAAUUGCAGCCUUCCAUAGUGAUGACAAUAUCAACAUUGUGUCUGCAUAUGUCGCGGCACAUUUGGCUACAAAGUCGUUUGCUACUCUUCCACCAGAGUCAUCUCGAACUUUCAUCUAUACAGGCAACAAACUCCCGUUCAUGGUUGUGCGACCCCUACUAUCCCAAGGAGUUGGGAAAGCUGGGGCAGCACAUUUGAUGCAUUAUUUGGCAGAAGAUAAUAAAGAAUUUGGUUACAAAUUUUACUUCGCUGAUGAGCGGAAACUUGACGGAGAUCCAGUGUAUGGUGCCAUUGAUGGCCCGGCUCAUGCCGCCUUCUAUACCGAGCUGGCAAAGAAAAAGACCCAAGGGCCGUGGAACGCAACAUUUGUCAAAGGAAGAGGAUAUGUUGCUUUCUCUGAAGAAAUUGUACAUGAUAGUGUUACUAUGCAGCUGGGUGUCCCAAGCCAAGAUUGA